Chrysochloris asiatica (Cape golden mole) is the source of this 1821-nucleotide messenger RNA. RefSeq names its product myelin expression factor 2 (gene MYEF2). Gene Ontology annotation, cellular component: nucleus; cytoplasm; post-mRNA release spliceosomal complex. Lineage: Eukaryota; Metazoa; Chordata; Mammalia; Afrosoricida; Chrysochloridae. The record is from RefSeq and is a predicted model, not a curated record. Gene Ontology annotation, biological process: regulation of mRNA stability involved in response to oxidative stress. Gene Ontology annotation, molecular function: mRNA binding.
UCGCGCUCGGAGCACCUCAGUGCAGGCAGCAGAGGCAGCGGCGUUGGGAUGGCGGACGCCGACAAGCCCGAGGUGUCUGGGUCCGCUGGCAACGACAGCCCGCAACAGCAGCCCGCGGUGACGCCGGGCGAGCAGGAGAAGCAGCAGUCACACCCCAGCAGCUCCAAUGGCGUUAAAAUGGAGAAUGAUGAAUUAGUAAAAGAAGAGAAAUCUGAUUUAAAAGAAAAGUCUACAGGAAAUAAGAAGUCAAAUAGAUUUCAUCCUUAUUCAAGAGACAAGACUUCAGGGACUGGAGAAAAGAAGGGUCCAAAUCGUAACAGAGUUUUCAUUAGCAACAUCCCAUAUGACAUGAAAUGGCAAGCUAUUAAAGAUCUAAUGAGAGAAAAAGUUGGUGAGGUUACAUACGUGGAGCUCUUUAAGGAUGCGGAAGGAAAAUCAAGGGGUUGUGGUGUGGUUGAAUUCAAAGAUGACGAAUUUGUAAAGAAAGCACUAGAAACUAUGAACAAAUAUGAUCUUAGUGGAAGACCUCUGAAUAUUAAGGAGGAUCCUGAUGGAGAAAAUGCUCGUAGGGCAUUGCAACGAACAGGAGGAUCAUUUUCAGGAGGACACGUCUCCGAUAUGGGAUCGGGGUUGAUGAAUUUGCCACCAUCCAUUCUCAAUAAUCCAAACAUUCCUCCUGAGGUUAUCAGUAAUUUGCAGGCUGGUAGACUUGGUUCCACAAUUUUUGUUGCUAAUCUUGACUUCAAAGUUGGUUGGAAGAAGCUAAAGGAAGUAUUCAGCAUAGCAGGAACUGUAAAGCGGGCAGAUAUUAAAGAAGACAAAGAUGGCAAGAGCCGAGGCAUGGGCACAGUCACUUUUGAACAAGCAAUUGAAGCAGUUCAAGCAAUUUCUAUGUUCAAUGGGCAAUUUUUAUUUGAUAGACCAAUGCAUGUGAAAAUGGAUGACAAAUCUGUCCCUCAUGAAGACUACCGUUCACAUGAUAGUAAGACUCCACAGUUACCACGUGGCCUUGGAGGCAUUGGAAUGGGACUUGGUCCAGGUGGACAGCCUAUUAGUGCCAGCCAGUUGAACAUAAGUGGUGUAAUGGGAAAUUUAGGUCCGAGUGGUAAGUUUGGGAAUGAUGGUCCAGGUUUGGUAGGAGUUUAUAGAAUUGGAGGAGGAAUUGGGUUUGGUGGCCUGGAAGCAAUGAAUAGCAUGGGAGGAUUUGGAGGAGUUGGCCGAAUGGGAGAAUUAUACCGAGGUGCCAUGACUACUAGCAUGGAGAGAGAUUUUGGACGUAGUGAUAUUGGAAUAAAUCGAGGCUUUGGAGAUUCCUUUGGUAGACUUGGCGGUGCAGUGAUUGGAGGGUUUAUAGGGAGAAUAGGAGCUUACAUGGGUCCAGUAGGAUGUGGAAUUAAAGGCGGAAUGGCUGGCAUGAACAGCAUGACUGGAGGAAUAGGGAUGGGACUGGACCGGAUGAGUUCCAGCUUCGAUAGAAUGGGACCAGGAAUAGGAGCUGUGCUGGAAAGGAGCAUCGAUAUGGAUCGAGGAUUUUUAUCAGGUCCAGUGGGAAGUGGACUGAGAGACAGAAUAGGCUCCAAAGGCAACCAGAUAUUUGUCAGAAAUCUGCCUUUUGACUUGACUUGGCAGAAACUAAAAGAAAAAUUCAGUCAGUGUGGUCACGUCAUGUUUGCAGAAAUAAAAAUGGAGAAUGGGAAGUCAAAAGGCUGUGGCACGGUCAGAUUUGACUCGCCUGAAUCAGCUGAGAAAGCCUGCAGAGUAAUGAAUGGCAUAAAAAUCAGUGGCCGAGAAAUCGAUGUUCGCCUAGAUCGUAAUGCAUAA